AGAGAGCCAGAAAACCCUUUAACAGAAGAGAUUAUUGGAGAAAGUUUGUCUUUACUUUGUAAGACUGGAAAUGGUUUGGCACAUGCUUAUGUUAAGUUGGAUAUUCAUGAUAAGGAAUUGUCUGACAUCAGUUUACUAAGUAGUUUUAUUCAUCUCCGCUAUGUUGAUAUUACUCAAAAUAAAAUCCGUGACAUUUCACCGCUGAAUUCACUGACUCAUUUAUUGACACUGAAAUGUGAUAGGAAUUUAUUAACGUCAGCGAAAUUAGACGAGUUACCUUACUUACAAACAGCCAGUCUUGCAAGUAAUGCAAUUACCUCAACAGAAGGGGUCAAUCAUCCACUUCUUGAAACUCUUAUUUUAUCAUUUAAUGAAAUAACAGUUAUUAGAGGUCUUGAGCCGAGCAAAUUAGGACGACUACAUACAUUAGAAUUACGUGGUAAUAAAUUAGAAUCAACAGAUGGGAUACAUCUUCCAAAUCUUAAAAGUCUGUUUUUGGCAUCAAAUACAAUUAAAAAACUUGAGGGAUUAGAAAGAUUAGAACAUCUGACAACGCUUCAUCUCCGUGACAACCAAAUAGAUAAAUUGGAUGGAUUUUCCGAAAAUAUGAAAAACCUGCAAUAUGUGAAUCUGCGAGGUAAUAAUAUCUCAGACGUGAAGGAGACAUCUAAGUUGAAGUGCUUGCCAUUGUUACGAGCUCUCGUGAUCAGUGAAAAUCCAUGCAGCGAUGAGGAUGACUACCGUAUGGAAGUAUUGAUUCAGUUACGUAGGAUAGAAAGACUGGAUAAAGAUGAAUACAAUGAUGAAGAGAGGCAAGAAGCUGAAGAUAUUUAUGAACAAAGACGACUAGAAGAAGCACAACAAGAAGGUGCUGAAGAAGUCAUUCACUCUGAUGGUGAGGAAGCUUGAGUUGUUACUAUGGAAACAAGAUAAAAUGUCAUCAGAUUGUUGCCUCUCUUUGUUAAGUCAUUCCCGUCCGCUGCUGUUGUCAUAGAAACUAUGACAUGGAAAAUAUGAAUUGGUCACUCAAGACUGAAAAUGACCAGUGCAUACAAUUUCAAUAUAGCCUAUUCCUGACAUUUUACUGUGAAGUCACAUAUAGGAUGUAGAAGAACAAUGUGACUGUUUUAUUUUGUGUAUUGAACAGUUUUUAUAGCAGCGCCAAUUUAUCAAGAGUCCCAAAUAUGAUCUUCAAGUCAGAGGCACUGCUUAAUUUAAGACUGCCUGUCAGUGUGUUCAUUUUAUUCCAGUGCUCAAUAACAAAUAUAUUCUAAAUAAACAAAAAUGCCGUCACUAAUUCAUUUAAAUUUCCAAAAAAUAAUGAUUUGAUAUAAGAUACAACUACUGUGUAUUUCACUUUGACAGAAUUUGUUUUGUUUUUCUCAAUGUAAAUAUUUUCUUCUGUUUUGUUUUUAAUAGUACUUACUUUGAAUAUAUUGACUACCGGUAUAUUGAUUCUGUAAAUUGUAAAUAAAUCCAACUGUCUUGUUAUUGGUAA
Molecule: messenger RNA, 1498 nt
Organism: Saccoglossus kowalevskii
Lineage: Eukaryota; Metazoa; Hemichordata; Enteropneusta; Harrimaniidae
Product: leucine-rich repeat-containing protein 23-like
Cellular component (GO): cytoplasm
Molecular function (GO): protein binding
Source: RefSeq, a predicted model, not a curated record